Molecule: messenger RNA, 318 nt
Organism: Anisakis simplex (herring worm)
Lineage: Eukaryota; Metazoa; Nematoda; Chromadorea; Rhabditida; Anisakidae
Source: the annotation of a GenBank genome assembly
AUGGCGCUCUUUGGACGCCAAUUAAAUGCAGCCGUCCGACGUUUCGCGAGCGCUGCACCAAGCUCGGAUGGUCACGAAUCUUUUAAGUGCAGUGAUCUGAAAGUCAUUCACGCGAGUGGAUCUCAAUUGCGCCCAAAACCUGGACCAGGAGCAGUGCUGAAAUUCGGCCACACUUUUUCUGAUCACAUGUUCGAGGUGGACUACUGCGAGACGAAUGGAUGGGGAAAGCCAGUCAUAUCACCUUUACAUGAUUUCGUUAUUCAUCCGGCUGCAAAGGUGACCACUAAAUUUUCGAAAACUCUGUAUUGCACGACGUAG